Rotaria sp. Silwood1 is the source of this 863-nucleotide messenger RNA. The record is from the annotation of a GenBank genome assembly. NCBI's taxonomy places the organism in Eukaryota, Metazoa, Rotifera, Eurotatoria, Philodinida, Philodinidae.
UCAGAUCUUUUGAUUCGGUUCUAUCUUGAAAUUCGAAUAUUAAAUCAUCUAGUUGACGUGAGCGAUCUGCAAGAAACGCUAUCAAUUCGAAAUUUGAAAAUCAUUUUUUCUGUUAACACAACAUUCAUUUAAAAAUAUUCUUUUAAUUUAGUUUUUAUUAAAUCUUCAAAUGUUUCUUCACAACUAUCAUUAAAUAAUUCUUUAACUUAUAUUCAUACAAUAAGUAUUCGACAAUCGAUAAUUUAUUUUAUUUGGUUCAUGUUAUGCAUCAAGUAUAAAUAGUGCAAUACGAGAGUAAAAUAAACAAAAAAAAUGAAUUUGAUCUAUUCUGUUUUUUUUGUUUUCUAUUUUAGUUUUUAUUGAACUAAAAAAUUAGUCUUAAAAAAUAUAUUAAUAUACAAAUGAAAGUGAUUUUCAAGCUGCUGUACUCGAUUUACUUGUUCAAUUACUUUUAAUUCGUGUUAAUAAUAGUUAAUUAGAAGCUGAUGAAAUUCGUUGCAUUUCUAAUCGUUUCGUUUAUUUUUAAAUAGCAUUUUAUUUAUUGUAUUGCUGAAUUUCUUGUUAUGUUAUCACAUGAAACAUUUCAUUCAAAACAAGUUAUUAAAGUACAAGAUUUAAUAAAACAUUAUGAUUCAUUAUUAACAAGUGGACAUGAACCUGAAACACAUGAUACAAGUUCAAAUAAUUUAUUUACAAAUAUUGAACGAUUAAGUACAUGUGAUUUAUUAUCCUAUGGACAACUUUCAUAUGAUACUAUAUUAACAUCAAUCCAAAAUGAUAAUUUAACACAAAAAGUUAUAUCAAUUAGUCUUGAAAAACUUUUAAUAGUUGGUCAAUAUCCUAAAAAUGAUAUAUGGUGUUAA